Galendromus occidentalis (western predatory mite) is the source of this 942-nucleotide messenger RNA. RefSeq names its product cytochrome P450 3A31-like. The coding region runs from base 1 to 942 and encodes 313 amino acids. The record is from RefSeq and is a predicted model, not a curated record. Gene Ontology annotation, molecular function: iron ion binding; oxidoreductase activity, acting on paired donors, with incorporation or reduction of molecular oxygen; heme binding. The transcript is spliced from 5 exons. NCBI's taxonomy places the organism in Eukaryota, Metazoa, Arthropoda, Arachnida, Mesostigmata, Phytoseiidae.
AUGCUGCAUUACUUUGCGUUCGCCGGGCUGAUUUGCCUUCUGAAUCGACGGCGUCAUUUCUCAAUCCAUCAACGCAACAAAGUACCAGGACCGGCCCCCUCGUUGCUAUUCGGUAACAUGUGGGACAUCUACAUGCAUGGGCACAUCACUAUGGUCGAGCGCUGGCAUAAGCUGUACGGACCUGUGGUCGGGUAUUUCUUUGGCUCGAUACCGCUCAUCAACUGCUCUGAUCCCGAAUAUCUGAAGAACAUCCUCGUGAAAGACUUCCAGAAUUUCUCUGAUCGCUCCGUAAGGGAAUCGAAGCGAUUGACCGAUGACCAGAUAACGGACAUGGCGAGUUCUGCUCUCUUAGCAGGAUCAGGAACGACCUCCACUGCGCUUUCUUUCACAACGAAGCUACUUCUUCGUUUCCCCGAGGUCCAGGAGAGGCUCCGAAACGAGCUCCUUGCCGCUACAGAUCGAGGGACGAAAUUUGAUUUCGACAGAAUGCAGAAAUGCGCGUACAUGGAAGCCGUGAUUUUAGAAGUUCUCCGCAUGUAUCCACCGCUUCUCUUCUUUGAGGCGCGCCACACCGCGCAAGAUUACGAGAUGGGCGAUUUUACUAUCGCGAAAGGUGUAGAGGUCUACGUCUCGGUCAGAUCGCUGCAUUACUAUGAGGAGAUAUUCGCGGAUCCAUAUUCGUUUCAACCGGAUCGAUUCUUGCCAGAAAACAGAACUCUGGCAAUGUCUUUGGCGCAUCAGCCGUUCGGAGCUGGACCUCGGAACUGCAUCGGCAAGAUAUUCGCGAUGAUGGCAAUGAAGACAACUCUAGCGAAACUGCUCACGAAGUACGAGUUGACGUCUCAUCGAGAACCUAGAAAUAAUGCAAAACUCAUUCCCUCGCAGUCCCGCAUUUUCCAAAAGCUUGACGGUCCUCUGCUCUGCAAACUCAAGGAAAUCUGA